Messenger RNA from Perca flavescens (yellow perch), 1380 nucleotides. It is a transcript of the gene tfap2d, whose product is annotated as transcription factor AP-2 delta (activating enhancer binding protein 2 delta). Gene Ontology annotation, molecular function: DNA-binding transcription factor activity, RNA polymerase II-specific; RNA polymerase II transcription regulatory region sequence-specific DNA binding. Gene Ontology annotation, biological process: anatomical structure development; regulation of transcription by RNA polymerase II; regulation of cell population proliferation. The transcript has 8 exons. Gene Ontology annotation, cellular component: nucleus. Lineage: Eukaryota; Metazoa; Chordata; Actinopteri; Perciformes; Percidae. Bases 1 to 1371 code for a protein of 456 amino acids. The record is from RefSeq and is a predicted model, not a curated record.
AUGUCAGCGACCUUCCCCGGACUUGUCCACGACGCAGAGAUACGUCACGACGGAUCAAACAGCUACCGGCUCAUGCAGCUCGGGUGCCUGGAGUCCGUGGCCAACUCCUCGGUCGCCUACUCCUCCUCCUCCCCGCUCACCUACCCGGCGCCGGCCGGGACGGAGUUCGCUUCGCCCUAUUUCUCGGCCAACCACCAGUACACGCCGCUCCACCACCAGUCCUUCCACUACGAGUUCCAGCACUCCCACCCGGCCGUGGCCCCGGAGGCCUACGGGCUCAACUCGCUGCACUCGGGCCAGUACUACCAGCAGAUCCACCACGGAGAGCCCGCCGACUUCAUUAACCUGCACAAUGCGCGCUCGGCCCUCAAGUCCUCGUGCCUGGACGAGCAGCAGCGGCGCGAGCUGGGCUGCCUCGACGCUUACCGGCGCCACGACCUGUCGCUGAUGACGUCACACGGCUCCCAGGCCUACGGCGUCGGUAUGCACCACCCGGACCAGAGGCUGCUGCCCGGGGGCGGCCUGGGUCUCCCUUCGUCAGGAUCAGACGACCUGCAGGGCUCCGUGGAAGCGCAGUGUGGGCUCGUGCUGAACGGCCAAGGGGGCGUCAUCCGCAGAGGGGGGACAUGUGUGGUGAAUCCUACAGAUCUGUUCUGCUCGGUACCGGGCCGACUGUCGCUGCUCAGCUCCACCUCCAAGUACAAAGUCACUAUCGCAGAGGUGAAAAGAAGACUGUCCCCACCAGAGUGCCUCAACGCCUCCCUACUGGGCGGCAUACUGCGCAGAGCAAAGUCUAAGAACGGAGGCCGGUGUCUUCGUGAGAAAUUAGACCGUCUAGGCCUCAACCUGCCGGCAGGACGGAGGAAAGCUGCCAACGUCACACUGCUCACCUCCCUGGUGGAAGGUGAGGCGCUCCACCUGGCGAGGGACUUUGGCUACACCUGCGAGACCGAGUUUCCCAGUAAGGCAGUGGGGGAACAUUUGGCGAGGCAGCACAGUGAGCCGAAAGAAACCAGCGCACGCAAGAAAAUGGUCCUAGCUACGAAGCAAAUCUGUAAGGAGUUCCAGGACUUACUGAGCCAAGACCGCUCUCCUCUGGGCUCCUCCAGACCGACCCCCAUCCUGGACCUGGACAUCCAGAGACACCUCACACACUUCAGUCUGAUCACUCACGGGUUCGGCACGCCGGCGGUCUGCGCAGCUCUCAGCACCUUCCAGACGGUCCUGAGUGAGAUGCUCAACUACCUGGACAAAAACUCGAGCGGGAAAACGAGCGCCGACCAACAGAUCAACAACAGCUCGGAAAAGACGCAGCUCCGGAAAACAGCCGAGCCCCAGAGCAAAGACGGGAAAACAGAAAAGACUGAGUAGCCCCCCACC